AUGGGUUGGUUCAGCGACGACAGCGAGCAGGCUCAGCACUACGAGCGGUUCAACAACUACAACGGUAGCGAGGAGCACAAGGCCUCGUUCACCCAUGAACUCAUCGCCGGUGCCGCCUCCUUCGAGGCUAUGAAGGCCUACAACGACCACUGUGAGAAGAACGGCCAGCCCCAGAGCCACGAGACUGCCAAGGAGCUCCUGGCCGGAUUCGCCGGUGCCUUUAUCGACCGUGAGGUUGAGACCAAGGGUCUUGACUUCAUCGACCGGGAGAAGGCUAAGCGCCACGCCGAGCAACAGCUCAAUGAGGCCUCCGGUCGUGACUGGUAA
Molecule: messenger RNA, 327 nt
Organism: Aspergillus oryzae RIB40
Lineage: Eukaryota; Fungi; Ascomycota; Eurotiomycetes; Eurotiales; Aspergillaceae
Product: DUF3759 domain-containing protein
Exons: 3
Coding region: 1-327 (108 amino acids)
Source: RefSeq, a predicted model, not a curated record